This is a messenger RNA of Mycetomoellerius zeteki, 411 nucleotides long. Its product is annotated as actin. Lineage: Eukaryota; Metazoa; Arthropoda; Insecta; Hymenoptera; Formicidae. The transcript has a single exon. The record is from RefSeq and is a predicted model, not a curated record. The annotation marks the transcript as partial.
AUGUGCAAGGCCGGCUUCGCCGGAGACGACGCUCCCCGCGCCGUCUUUCCCUCAAUCGUUGGUCGACCUCGCCAUCAGGGAGUGAUGGUCGGUAUGGGUCAGAAAGACAGCUACGUGGGUGACGAAGCCCAGAGCAAAAGAGGUAUUCUGACAUUGAAAUAUCCGAUCGAGCACGGUAUCAUCACCAACUGGGAUGACAUGGAGAAGAUCUGGCAUCACACUUUCUACAACGAAUUGCGUGUCGCUCCAGAGGAACAUCCUGUCCUCCUCACCGAAGCGCCCCUCAACCCGAAAGCUAAUCGCGAAAAGAUGACGCAGAUCAUGUUCGAAACUUUCAACAGCCCGGCCAUGUACGUCGCCAUCCAGGCCGUCCUUUCCCUGUACGCUUCCGGUCGUACCACCGGUAUCGUC